Hylaeus volcanicus is the source of this 7493-nucleotide messenger RNA. Its product is annotated as E3 ubiquitin-protein ligase arkadia. Bases 478 to 2541 code for a protein of 687 amino acids. The transcript is spliced from 13 exons. Lineage: Eukaryota; Metazoa; Arthropoda; Insecta; Hymenoptera; Colletidae. The record is from RefSeq and is a predicted model, not a curated record. Gene Ontology annotation, molecular function: ubiquitin protein ligase activity.
CUGCAUAAUCAACGGAGAUCACCUAAAAUUGAGCGUAGUUAACAAAAGUUACGAUUGAUGGUAUCGUAGUUGGCAAAUGUCGAUUACCGAAUGAAAGUCUACGUAAAUCCUUUUCGAUAUUAUUGUUAUUACUGACAUAAGAAUUUGACUAUAUCGAAAUUUUUACAUGGAUUAAAAAUUUUGUUAAAAUUCCAAGUGAUCCAAUUACGAAGCUAAUAUUGACGUAUAUAGAUAGUACGGCAUAAAUCAUAGUGAGAUAUAGAAAAUAAAUAUUUCGAUAAAAAUGACGUGGUGAAGAGAGCCUUAUCGUUUUACAAAAUCAUUGACGAAGUUGCAAGGUAUUCGCACUUUUUAUAGCUUUUAAUGCUUCCGAUUGAUAUUGUUUCCAGUGUUCACUAAUGGAGUAACGAAAUCUAUUCGAAAUACCGAUUGUGCCGGAUACAUUUUCACGAAAUAAAGUAAUUUAUUAAAAUUAGGAUGGAAGAAAGUACAAGCUCUGAAAAAGUUUGGUGCAAGACAAAAGCAGAAGAGCAAAAUAGUCUCUACCAUGGAGAAUCUACAACACAGUCUGUGGAAGCUAAUUCUACAUCUUUAGCAGAUAUAUUUGAUACAGCAUUUACAUCUACAGUUGACCCUUCCCCACAAUCAAGAUUUACUUCAGCAGCUAAUGAAAUGGAAUAUGAACAUUUAUUUGCCGAAAGCGACAUAGAAGAAUCCGAACUAGCUCCUAUCAAUCCAUAUGUAAAUCCACCACACCAUUCUUCUUCAGAUAAUAAUUUUGUUUUUGGAAGUUAUUUAACUGGACCUGGAACUACAGGGGAUUCUCAUGAAUACUGGCAACCUCAACGUUUAAGUUGCAAUAUGUGCCAAAAUAGACAAGAACGAAGUGUAAAACAGGAAUCUCACAAUAGACAGUUAGGAAAUACAUGUGAAGAGAGAGCUUGUGAAAAUUAUCGUAAAAGAAUUUUACAUGAACGAGAUCCACCAGUAAGACAUAAAAGUAAAAAGCAUGAGGAUCAUAAAUCAUUAAGCGAUCAUCAAUCUGAUAGUUUAAAUAUAGCUGGGCCAUCAAGAUUAUCGGAUAGUGUUUCUAACAGCACAACUAGACCAGCAACCAACAAUGGUAAUCUCUUAAACAGAGUUAUGCAGAAUAUUGGAAAUGAUAGUGCCAAUGAAUCCAAUACUUUAUACCAACCAAUUUUGCCAAAUACAAUUAACUCUCAGCAACACUCUACUCGUACAAUAGGACAUGAUGAUACACCAUCAGCACCAGAUCUACAAUUAGAUUGGUCCUCCAGUAGUGAUGAUGUUUCUAGUAGUGAUGAUGAAGAUGGGUCUGUUGAAGUUCUUGGAACAGUAAAUCAUAAUAAUAAACAGAAUUCUGUACAAAAUAAAGAAGAAAGUAAUCGUCCGGUAACUGUAGUUGAUUUGACUGUGGAAUCAGAUGAAGAACAUACUCCAUCAGUUUUAACAUCUACAGUAACAAAUCCAUGGCCAACGGACAAUGUACAUAAUGGGAACAAUUCUUUCUGCAUGCAUAGUUCGCCAGACUAUAUGUAUCAUGGUCGGUGUAUGCACCACAAUUACAGAAUUCCAAUUCCAGUUAUACCUGUUGGAUAUGGUCAAAUGCCAGAUGCUCCUACGGGAAUGUCGAGAACACGAAUGCAUCCAGUGCAAGAAAGAUUAUGGAUUAUCCAACAGCGUGUACAAGAAUUGCACAGGAGACAUUACACAAGCACAACACCGUGUGGCCCACAUAUGCAUCAAGCAACUCAGCAUACAUGUAACAAUGGAAACGCUAAUAUUCCGAAUAAUCUUUGCAAUGGUUCGGAAAAUAUGACAUACACAGAAAAUUAUCCUCCUCCUCCAAUUCUGCCACCACCACAACAACCUACCGUCUACAGUCAUCCAGAAGCUAGAGGUCCAUCAAGUUACAGUUCAAAUUGUCCUGUACAACCUGUAAUGAAUGUUGAGCGUUUUCAGGAACUAGUAGAAAUGGAACCAAUACCACCAGUAAUGUUACCUUCGAUGCCAGUUCAUCAAUAUGUACAUCAUCAUAUGUACCAUCAUUAUCGCCCGCGUCAAAGACCACCACCAGUACCGCAACGCAUGCAUCAUGUUCAUAUCAGUUUUCAUCCGCAUAUGCAAGAGUCUGGUACGCACGAUAUGAUGCCAUUGCCACCUUUGAUGCCGCUUUCACCUUCACCGCGUCCACUGCGCUUAGAAGAUUAUAUGCGUCUAGUUGAUUUGCGACGUAUGGCUCACAUUAGUUGCGGAGCAACACAGGAAUCCAUUGAAAGUCAUACAUUCCCUCACAAGUACAAACGGGUUAAGAAAGUCGAGAAUGGUGACGAUGCUAUUGAGAAAUGCACUAUAUGUUUGUCUGAAUUUGAAGAUUGCGAAAGUGUCAGGAGGCUUCCGUGUAUGCAUUUAUUUCACAUAGACUGUGUCGAUCAGUGGUUGUGUACUAAUAAACGCUGUCCUAUAUGUCGAGUGGAUAUUGAAACUUUUCUACACAAGGAGCUUGCCACUACUGCAUAGUUUAAGAUCCAUUUUAUCCAUCUUUUUUCUUGUUUAAGUAUGAUCAGGUAAUAUCCGCAUUUUAUAAAAUAUAAAAUAUCCUUUUUAUGGGCAAAUCUUCUGACACUACUAUUAAUGUUGGUGUAUAAAUUUUACUGUGACUAAUCAAAAUAUCAAUAACUGAGCAGAACUAAGUUCCUGGAGCGGUAGCAGAGGUUUGUUUUGAUUGAAUAUUAUUAUCCUUGUAUUAAUUUCAUGGGUAUUAAUAAUAUUGUAAAUAAGAAAUGUUAGGUUUGUUCAUUGUGCGUUAUCGUAUUGAUGAAUUUUGUAUUUUUUUCGACGAUCUAUUGCGUAUAUAGUACUUCAGAUGACAAAAAACACAUUAAUUAUAUUAAGCAUUUGAAGUGGUAAAUGUCUUCACGAUUUUUCUACUUUCUACCCCAUUAUUUUAUUAUGAUAAAAGAACAAAAAUGUUAAUUGAAAUCUUCAGGCAAUUGCCAAUAUAAUCUGUUUUAACUAAAAAAAAUGUAAACUAAUAAGAAUCAAGUAAAAAUAUUUUAUUCCCGUGUUACAAUAAUUCUACUGGGUGCUACAUAUAUCAGUAUAAAGUAUAGGCAUAAUAACCGUAUUUGAAUAAUUUUUGAAAAUGUUAAAAACUACGAUUGAUACAUAAACAAUUAUUUGAGGUUAUGUACAUUUUCAUAAGUUUUUAUAUUAAACAAGCUUUUUAAAAAAUAUGUAUUAAUAAUAUGUAAUAAUUCUGCGCAUGUAUACAUAUACGAAGUUGUAUUAGAAUAAUAAAUUUCGAUUUUUGGUUAGAUUUUCAAAGUAAGUUCUAGUAACGAAUAGAGAAAUACCAAAUUUUACAAAUAGUUCGAAAGCUAUAUGAAAGAUUAAAUCAAGGCAGGAUUGAAAAAGCAUAAUGAACAAAUAUAAAAAUAAUGUAGACAAAUUCUAAAAAGUAAGAAUAGUUAAAGGAAUAUAUACUGUUACUAAUACUAUGUGACACUAUUGUAUAUUAUUAUUGUAUAUAAAAUAUUAACACAGUAAUAUUAUAUGUGUAUGUUUGAAUGCAUACACCAUUGUGCAGUAGUAUUACAUAAAAAACUUACAGUAGAUACUGACCAUAUACACUGUAAUUUUGUAACUUUAAGAGUUUAAAUUAAUAAUUGAUUCAGUUUAUUCAACAUGAUAUAAUAAUCUUCACAAAGUGUAUUUGUAAUUUGAAGAAAAGGAAGCCGACUAUUUUCACUCGUUCUUAUACAAACAGACAGUAUAGAUGCCUUUUCAAAGCAAAGAUAUCUAAUAAAUGUUCUUGAUUUUUAUACUGAAAGAAACCAUUAACGCGAUUAAGAAUUUUCAUCUCAUUAUUAACAGUAAGUAUCGUGUUUAUGUGAUGAUUUUCUGGGCGUAAUACUAAUAAAUGAAAAACUGUGUAAUGUAAACACCAAAGUUAACAAUCAAAGGUCAUUGAAUUAACUAUGCACUGCCUAAUUAGCGAAGUUAAGCCAAAGACUUAAAAAUUCAAUUAGAAUUGAAUAUUUAAUUACUUUUGUCGACUGUUAAAACGCACAGAUUUCGUGAAAAUUACAUAAAAUUAUCAUCUAAAGAAGAUAUCAAAACAUGUUUAUUUAACCGAUCAUUCUCAAAAAUUCACAACUGCCGUUUAGAUGAAAUAUAAACAUAUAUUUUGAGCUACAAGCAUUCACUGGAAUCAAAGCUUUGUUAUACAUAUAAACAGACUGCCGUGGAAGUCAUUUACUGCACUGUGCGGGCCUUACGUAAUAUUGGAAUUGUAAAUAGCUAUUAGAUCAUAAUAUCAUCACUGAACUUCCGACAUUCAAAUACAAAGAAUGAAUUGAUAAGCUUCAUGUAAUUACUGUAUCGAAUUAUAAUUGUGAAACACGUUCCUGCAUUGUGUUUACAAUAUUCAUAAUCUUUUCUAUAUGGAGACCCAGUAUAAUACUCUAAGUUGUAUUAAAACUCCUUAACAUGUUAUUGAAAUUUAACCAUCGGAAAUUAAAGUGCUUCGAAUACAUGCAGCUAAUAUAUCUAACAAACAUUAUGAUAUCGACCUUUGUGUAAAUUCUUUAAACAAGUAUUUGACCGUGGUGUUAUUUAUUUUUGAACAUUUUUGAUCAUAAUAAAUACACUUUGUUUCACACAUAUAUUAUUGUUGAGAGUAAUCAAUAAUUAUCCGGCCGAUUAAGAUUUUAUUGUACAUAUUUUAUAUAAAAACUGUGUUUGGGGUUUCGUAAUAAUUUCUUUAAAUUACUGAUGUCAUUAUAUUUUGAUGUUACCAAAAGAAUUCUAAUGUUUAUGUAUCAAAAUAAGUGGAUGAUCGAACAAAUUUAUUUUUGGAUUGUUUAGCAUUUCCCAGUAACACAAUCAUCGUUAAGAAGUUUUUACUGCACUGCCAUUACUGACAAUGAUUCGAAAUAAUUAAUAGAAAUUACUUACAAACACUUUUUCGUCUCAUUUAUUAUUUUCAUUUUAAAUGAACUGAUUUAGUCAAAUUUUUUAUCCGAGUAUUUGAGAUACUUAAAAAUUUUAUGUUAUACAAAUGGAAAUGCAUGUAAUGUUAUUUGUAUAUGUUAUGGACAAUAUAGACGUUCAGACAGUUUCUAAGAGAAAAUCGUAUUCUAAUUAAAUGAAAUUACUGUUACAAUUGUAGUAUAAAUACAUGUGUAUGCUAAGCACGGAAUCUGGAUAAAAAGAAUGCAUGUAUUUUUAUUAUGUAGUCUUACCGACUACAAAACUUAUUUCUCACAUUUCUACUCUAUACGAACGAGUAGAUGCGUACCUUUACAUAGUUAUUAAACAUGUACAUUGAGAAACAAUAAUUUUAUAUACUUUCAUAAAUUAUAAGAAUAUAAAUUGUAUAUGUUACUAUAGGAAUGUAAUACAAUGUUAAAUGUAUCAAUUUAUUGUUGCAAUGUCAGAAUAAAAGUUAUUCAAAAUAAAUGACAUAUGAAAAAGUUAAGUGUUAAUUCUUUAAGUGGUAUUACAACAAGUGUCAUUUCUGUUUCGUUUAUUUUUAACUUCAUUAUUAUUGCAAAUGUUGGUAUGUUAAAAGAGUUCUACAUAGUCUUCAGUUUAUUUUAUCAAGUGUUUAUGUUCGCAUAACUGAUUCAAAUUUCGCGCGCAUUUCGACGCAUCAGCGAAGCCAUCUAGCGGUAGAUAGGCCGAACUAUUUUAAGAAGUUUGGUCAGCGCUUCUAUCGGGAAAACGCUCAAGUUUGUCCUCGAUUAGUUCCUUUUGUACUGGUAGAUGGCGCCAUUUGCACUAUUUUUUACCGACAUAGUCGGUAUUUUACCAUCAUGUCAGUAAAAAAAAGUAGUGUUAAUGCCGCCAUCUAGCAGUAAAAGAAGGAACUAUCGAGGACAAACUUGAGCGUUUUCCCGAUAGAGGCGCUGGCCAAAUUCCGAAAAAUAGUUCGGCCUAUCUACCGCUAGAUGGCUUCGCUGAUGCGUCGAAAUGCGCGCGAAAUUUGAAUCAAUUAUGCGAACAUUAAGAGUAAUAUCCAUGUUAAAAGUAUGCUAUUCGUGUCUUACAACAUUCAUUCGAAUAAGCAACAUUUAAACCUUCUUAUUUAAUUUAUAUUAUAUAACGUAGUAGUCUAAAACGAUACAUGCACGUGUGAAUACGUUUACAGUAUACAAUGUUUACAGUAUAUUUCCUUCUAUCAAGGUUAUUGAGGCCAAUUAUAUAAUCGGCAUUCGAGUAAAGCGUAAUAUGUAUGCAAUGCUUGGUCUAUAAGGUACCAAUUUGCGUAGCGUAGAUAGUGAAAGGGGUGCGAUAGGAUUAAAAAGAAGAAACCAGGUCGCGGACGGUAUUCCGCGCCUUUUGAAACAGGUUCUGCGUAGAAGGUUCAAUGGAUUAUCCUUAUUACGUAUCUAUACGUCUAGUAUGCAAUCCAUAAUCACUGCAAUCAUGAACGUUUCUGUCGCGCUAAGCAUUUGUGUCACGAUUAAGAAGAAAUUAAAUGUAGAAUAAAUAAUCAGGAUUAAUAACGAGACAACAGAGAGUCGUGAUUUUGGUGGCAAAAAAUGAUUACUUAUCGAAAAUUUCAGUUUAUCCCCCUCGUUGAAAAGAAUUAAAUUAGCGAUGUUAAAAAAGUCAUUUAUUUUUUAGUUAGGUAAGGUAACGCCGAGUAAACAUUAUCGAUUCCCUUCGUGCUAUUUAUAUCAAUCCUGCGCUGCCGUUUACCAUGAGACGCAACCGUCAGCCUAUCCGUGGACGUGCGGUUUCUUUUUUAUUCGUUCACCGUCUCGUUUCGUUGCAACGAGACGCGCAGUAUUUCUAAUGAAAAAGAUGCGAUCGUCUCCCGAAAGAUCGUGAAAAAAAAAUUAUUCGGCUACCAGUCACGACGAUGAUUUACGCGAUCCCGCAAACUCCGUUCAAUGCCAUUCGCGGUGCACUGAAAUCAGCCCGCUGCGGAAAAGAGAGGGAGUACCUCUCCGUCGAUGGUUAUAUAGCCAGCUACAGAACCGAUCGUUUUCAGUUCUGAACUCCUCGAUCAGGAUUUGCCCGGCCUCUUUGGUUAUAUAUCACCUGGCCACGUGGGACUAGCCUGAACCGUCAAAGAGUUCCAGCGUUUCGUCGACGAGUUCCCGCGAUGUGGACCGCAAACGUCAGAAUCGCAAUCGUCCGUCUACUUUUUACGGAUCUAUAAAAGAGGAUCGCGUUUCCGAUAACGCUCGAGGCUGUUAUCAUCGUAGUAAAUACAGUAAUCCGAGUUUAUCUGAGUUCGUUUGCUGAAACGAAAUCGGCACGACGCACUCGGCGAUGCGUGAUCUGCGCGAGGACACGUCGAUUUCAAUGGAGAAAUAGUGGUCGAGUUGUUGGACCACUCGAACAGAUUUCAACGAUAUCGAGAAAGCAAUCGGUGAAUUAUCUUUUGGUGCCGGUGGUGUUUGCGUAAGAGGGCUGUUGCCCCUCGACUCUGAAGGAAGAUGGCUCCGCAAGAAAAA